GGUGAUUGACAAAUUAUUCCCUCUCCGGGGUAGACUCCCAGACUGAGAAAGUGGUUCCGAACCCAACGGAACCCGGGGCCGGACGACUCCGGGUCACGUGGGCGACGGCCCCAUGACGUGCGGGCUGCGAGGCGUCACCGUGACGUUCGGGCGACCGGCCAAGUGGCCCCACUACCUUCGUUACCUGUGCGGCCGCGGUGCAAUCAUGGACCUGGGACCGAUGCGCAAGAGUUACCGCGGGGACCGAGAGGCAUUUGAGGAAGCUCAUCUGACCUCCCUGGACCCCAUGAAGCAGUUUGCUGCCUGGUUUGAAGAGGCUGUUCAGUGUCCUGACAUAGGGGAAGCCAAUGCCAUGUGUCUGGCUACCUGCACCAGAGAUGGGAAGCCCUCUGCCCGCAUGGUGCUGCUGAAGGGCUUUGGCAAGGAUGGCUUCCGCUUCUUCACUAACUUAGAGAGUCGAAAGGGAAAAGAGCUGGACUCUAAUCCGUUUGCUUCUCUUGUCUUCUACUGGGAGCCCCUAAACCGUCAGGUGCGUGUGGAGGGUUCCGUGAAGAAGCUGCCAGAGGAGGAGGCUGCAUGCUACUUCCAGUCCCGCCCCAAGAGCAGCCAGAUUGGGGCUGUGGUCAGUCACCAGAGUUCUGUGAUCCCCGAUCGAGAGUUCCUGAGAAAGAAAAAUGAGGAUCUGGAGAAACUCUACCAGGACCAAGAGGUGCCGAAGCCAAAAUACUGGGGUGGCUACAUUCUAUACCCACAGGUGAUGGAGUUCUGGCAAGGCCAAACCAACCGCCUGCAUGACCGGAUCGUCUUUCGUCGGGGCCUCCCUACAGAAGACUCCCCUUUGGGACCUAUGACUCACCGUGGGGAGGAAGACUGGCUCUAUGAGAGACUUGCGCCCUGACUCCCAGUCUGUUGGAGUCCACCGGAGCUGGAGCUGGGUGUGGAGAGAGCGCAUGGGAUCCUUCUCAACUCAUCCCAUUUCCCUCCCCACCCUUAUAUUAGGGUUCUUCAGAGUUCAUCCUCCAGGUUCUGUCAGUUGGCUCUCAAUAAGCUGUUGAGUGGACUAUAAUGGUGGCAUGGAGAAUCACAAAUCACAAAUGGGAAAUAAUUCUGUAAUUAUUUUCUUGAUUUUAACAAUAAUUUAUUAGAAUAGCUCCCUCUAGGGGUGGCAGCGGGUAUGAUUCCCUUUUCUGGUGACACAGGGUGGUUCCCCAGCAACCCGGCCUGUUACCACGUGACUGAGUCCCUGAGCCAAUCUAGCCAAUCAGUUUUUCUUGCCAGUGAUUUCAAAUUUGAAAUGGAGAGACCCAGAGCAUGGGAGUCAUUGUAGUCAAGUCAUUAAUGGCAGCCAAGAAGUAACAGCCCCUGGCUGCUGCUUGGAAUUCCCUGAGCAGCCCUGGAGUCCCUCCUUUUCAUGUCUGGGCUGUGCAAUUCCUCCUCCCGCCUCAAACACCCACUGUCUCAAAAAAAAAAAGAAAUUUUUUUUGACAUGAACAGAAUCAAUUUCUGUUGCUCACAAAUAAAAGAACCUUAACUAACUCAUUAAUAAAUAUUUUUAUAGCACUUAGCAUACUGAAUAGCAGCCUUCUAUUCUCUGAAGCACAGCAAUGUGGAAAAAGACAUUAAAUUCAUUCUCUGUAGCUCCAAAGGACCCAUAGGUGGAUAUUACACAGAAAUAGGUUGCAUCUCUGUAUGGGGAAAGAUUUCAAGCAAUCAGGGCUGCCUAAAAGGGAGUGUGGGCUACCUGUUAGGUAGUGAGUGUUCUCUUACUGGAAGUAUUCAAUCCAGUCAGGAGUUUUGUAGAGGGGAUUCAUGUGCUGGUACCUACAGGCCAGAGAAAUUCUAAUCAAGCUUUACUUUCCAUGUUUGUGUUAAACAGUGUUUAUUUAUUUAUUUAUUUAUUUAUUUAUUUAUUUAUUUAUUUAUUUCACUUUCUAGGUACAAAAUUAAAUUUUUAUGGCUACUAUGCCUUUCUGACUAUUCCCACACCCCCUUCCCCUAUUCCCUACCUCUGCCCAUGAUGGCUUCUACAUCAGUGGUUUUCAUCCGUGCUGGAAUUAUCUGGGGAGGCUUAAAAAUUGUGAUGCCUCGUCCCACCCUUAGAGAUGAUUUAACCCAUCUGAGUGAAGCCUGGGCUUUGGGAAAUCUUAAAGCUCCCCAGGAAACCCUGUGCAGCCAAGGUUGAGACCUUGGUCUAGAUCUUUGCUACUGAUCGUGUCCUAGGCCAACAGUGUUAGCAUCACUUGGGAGCCCACCCCAGACCCACUGAAUCUCAUCCUGCAUUUAACAGGACCCUCAGGUGACCAGAUGCACUGGCCUAAACUUCUAAACCAACAGCCUCCCACCCUUGUGACUGGAUUCUUCAGUAACCGUUGGCUGAGGCCUGUGUUGAACUGUAUUUGCUUUCCUUGAGCACACGUCUGGUGACCAAAGACAGCCUGGAUGAGUGGCCUACAGGCUGCAGAGAGGAGCCAGGCUGGGUAAAUGUUUGCUGUGACUAAGCCAGGAUCAGAACUAUUAUUUGUGCAUGUUGACAUUGAACUUUCCACUCUAAACUGUGAUUCAUUCCACUGUGUUGGGUGUGUGCGUCAGUGUCCCUAUUAUUGACCAGUUCCCCCAAAGGCCACCUUCUUGGUGUUGACCCCCCAUUAAGCCUGAGUUCAGGAAGGCACAAAGCUAACCCUGCAACAACCUACAGGAGAGAGUGCUAGGGUACCCUUCCCUACCUUGUCCUGUUUGUGUUACUGGGAGCCAUGUGUCCCCCAGCUUUGAGCCUGGUCUCAGCUGUUCCUUUCCUGUUCUCUGUCGGACAGUCACUUUGCCAAGUCUGUAAUAAAAAUUCAUUAGACAUGCGUGA
Molecule: messenger RNA, 2854 nt
Organism: Hipposideros armiger (great roundleaf bat)
Lineage: Eukaryota; Metazoa; Chordata; Mammalia; Chiroptera; Hipposideridae
Gene: PNPO
Product: pyridoxamine 5'-phosphate oxidase
Exons: 7
Coding region: 113-898 (261 amino acids)
Biological process (GO): pyridoxal 5'-phosphate biosynthetic process; pyridoxine biosynthetic process
Molecular function (GO): pyridoxamine phosphate oxidase activity; FMN binding
Source: RefSeq, a predicted model, not a curated record